This is a messenger RNA of Gracilinanus agilis (Agile Gracile Mouse Opossum), 1533 nucleotides long. It is a transcript of the gene GPC5, whose product is annotated as glypican 5. NCBI's taxonomy places the organism in Eukaryota, Metazoa, Chordata, Mammalia, Didelphimorphia, Didelphidae. The transcript has 8 exons. The coding region runs from base 16 to 1533 and encodes 505 amino acids. Gene Ontology annotation, cellular component: cell surface; extracellular region; plasma membrane. The record is from RefSeq and is a predicted model, not a curated record. Gene Ontology annotation, biological process: cell migration; regulation of protein localization to membrane; positive regulation of canonical Wnt signaling pathway.
UGCUGUACUAAAAAGAUGGAAGAGAGAUAUCAAAUUGCAGCCCGGCAGGAUAUACAACAGGUCCUUCAGACCUCAAGUUCUACAUUAAAAUUCCUAAUUUCUCGCAAUGCAGCUGCUUUUCAAGAAACCUUUGAAACCCUCAUCAAGCAGGCAGAGAAUUACACAAGCACCUUAUUCUGCAACACGUAUAGGAACAUGGCUUUAGAGGCUGCUGCCUCCGUUCAGGAGCUCUUUACAGAUGUAGGACUCUUUGUGUUUGGCACCGACAUCAGUCCAGAUGAAUUUGUGAACAGAUUCUUUGACACGCUGUUUCCUCUGGUCUACAAUCAUCUCAUUAACCCUGGAGUGACGGAUAUUUCGCUGGAAUACUCGGAAUGUAUUCGAAUGGCAAGGCGAGAUAUUAACCCCUUUGGUAACAUUCCCAAAAUUGUAAUGGGGCAGAUGGGGAGAUCCUUGUUACCCAGCCGGACUUUCUUGCAAGCCCUUAAUCUAGGUAUCGAAGUCAUCAAUACGACCGAUCAUCUGCAGUUCUCAAAAGAGUGCAGCAAAGCCCUCCUGAAGAUGCAAUAUUGCCCCCACUGCCAGGCUCUGACUUUAAGUAAGCCUUGUAUGGGCUACUGCCUUAACGUGGUUAGAGGCUGUUUGGCCAACGUGGCAGAAAUUGAUCCUCACUGGCGGGGCUACAUCCGAUCCCUGGAAGAACUCUCAGAUACCAUACAUGGAACAUAUGACAUUGAGCAUGUACUUCUGAAUUUCCACUUACUUGUUAAUGAUGCUGUUAUGCAGGCUCACAUCAAUGGAAAAAAAUUAGCUGAGCAGGUGAACAAGAUCUGUGGUCCCCCUGUAAGAACACCCACGCAAACCCCUGGUUGUUCUCUUGAUCAGAGUAAAGAUAAGCAAGGAAUGAAGAUCUCUUCAAGAGAUGGUGAAGAAAGUCUUGCCAGCAGAAGAAAAGAAUUUAUCAACAGCCUGCGUCUAUACAAGACUUUUUAUGGUGGCCUGGCUGAUCAGCUUUGUGUUAAUGAAUUAGCAGCUGCUGAUGGACUGCCCUGCUGGAAUGGAGGAGAUGUGGUCAAAAGCUAUACCCAUCGUGUGGUUGGAAAUGGAAUAAAAGCUCAAUCUGGAAAUCCAGAAGUGAAAGUUAAAGGGACUGAUCCUAUCAUAAACCAAAUUAUUGAUAAACUGAAACAUGUUAUUCAGUUACUCCAGGGAAGAUCUACUCCAAAACCUGAGAGAUGGGAUUUACUCCAAGUGGGCAGUGGUGGACGCAUAGAUGAUCAAGUCAGUGGAGACUGUGAUGAUGAAGAUGGUUGUGGAGGAUCAGGAAGUGGAGAAGUAAAACGGGUGCUGAAAAUCACAAACUUCUUAUAUUUCAAUAGUCGAAAACAGCAACAACAGAGAGGGGAUGUUGUCCUACUCUACUAUGUCCUGAUACACAAGUAUCAUGGAUACAGUGUUUUGAUUUUCAGGAGAAGAUUCACCAUUAGUUCUAUUGAACUGACCUGCAGCAGUUAUGCCUAUGUGGCAAUAUGA